GGCAACCAAAUAUACAACAGUAAUUGACGCGCAUGCGUGCGUUUAUUUUUUAUUUUCAUAAACAAGAAGUGUCAGUGUCAACGUCAAAAGCACAUGUUUGUGACAGAAACAACCCAAUUGUCGACCACAAAAGAAAUGGACCCGGGCAAAAUCAGGGAGAAUCUGGAAAGCCAGUUGUCUGAACUGGAAGCUCUCCAGUCGAUGUACAACCCGGGGGAGCUCCGAGUCGAGGAUUUGAACGUUCUGGCCGACAUUAACGCGUUCGUUGACGGUCGGACGUGCGAUUUGCCCGCAUAUUUGGAUCUAACGCUCAAUCUUUCAAUCGAUAAUCAAAAAUUCGAACUUUGUAUAAACCUCUCGCACGAGUAUCCCGACGUGGAGCCCGAUCUCUUCGUCCGUAAUCACAAGUUGAAUAAAAAACAACACGCGACGCUUAACAAGGACUUGACCGAGUACAUCGCGAGCUUGGACCGCAUGCCUUGCAUUUUCUCGGCCGUCUCUUGGCUGCAGGACAACGCCUCGAGUUACAUUGUUUUGGAGGAAGUGGACGAGCAACGCGUCGAAAAAGACGAGUCACUUGUGCGAUACUGGAUCUACUCUCACCACAUUUACAGUAAGUCGAAACGGCGCGAGAUCCUCGAUUUGGCGAAUACUUUGAACAUAACCGGGUUUUGUAUGCCCGGAAAACCCGGGAUUAUCUGUGUGGAGGGAACGAAAAGUGACUGUACUGAGUGGUGGCAGACGAUCAAAGCGAUGAAUUGGAAACGGAUUUUUUGCAAAAUUAGUGAGGAGUGUAACGAGGCGAGUGAGAGUUUUUUGAAGUUUCGAACUUUUGAGGAACGCGUCUUUCAGAAUUGUAAUGUUAAGUGUAACCAUAUGAACAUGGGGGAGUUGUUCAAGUUUUUGGAGGAUCAUCAGUGUGGGUAUAUUUUUAAGGACAUUUUUGGGGUCGAGGCCAAGGCUAGCUCUUAAGGGGGGUUACACCCACAAAAAAAAUUAUAAAAUUGUGGAAAUUUAAAUCGUCCAAAAAUUUGUUUUUUUUAUAAAAAUUUCUUUAAUAGGUGAAGUGUAGCAUAAGUUUUUUUUAGUUGUUGUUAUUAAAAAGAAAGUGUUUUGUAAAUCAUUUUUUUUGGGAUGUAACCCAUUCAAUGGUUGUGCAAUAAACUUACCUUGUAUAUUUUUUGUAAAGUCGUCUAAUAAACUGCGUUUUUUCUUA
This is a messenger RNA of Tribolium castaneum (red flour beetle), 1216 nucleotides long. RefSeq lists its product as uncharacterized. The record is from RefSeq and is a predicted model, not a curated record. The transcript is spliced from 2 exons. The coding region runs from base 94 to 972 and encodes 292 amino acids. Gene Ontology annotation, molecular function: protein binding. Lineage: Eukaryota; Metazoa; Arthropoda; Insecta; Coleoptera; Tenebrionidae.